AUGCGGCUACAGACAAAGCUAAUCGGAAGUCUGGCGUUGAUUGGUUCCAUCUCGUUCGCAUUACGUUUCGACGCUCUGAAAACAUCAUCAAAUAUCGGAUAUGGAAAAGAUAAUAAGGAUGGGUAUCAUCUGGAGAUGGGGCACGAAUCCUCCAAGGGACACAGCAAGGAAAGUUACAAGGAUAAGGGAAGAAAAGGGGAAGACUUGAAGGGAGUGCUUAAAGGGUUCCACGAUGAAGACGGUGGUAACAGCAAGAGGUACCAUAACGGCAAGGACCAAUUCCAGAAGCAUUUCAAGGGAAGACAAAGCCAUAAAGGUGGCAAAUUUGGGGAGAGGAAAGGUCACAAGAAGGGACAUAAAACCAAAGGAUACCAUAACAAAUUCUAUAAGGAUGAAUAUAUUAAGGAGCACAAGUUUUACGAUGAUUACCACAAGAGCGGCGAGUACAGCAAAUACGGUGACAGGCAGAGCGGUUUCAAAGCCGGAGAUGGUGACGGAAAGAAGGGUCAUGGGUACAAAAAAUCCGAAGAUUCAAGCAAGUUUGGUAACAAGGGCAACAGCGAUCAUGGUCAUCGGAUAAUCGAAGAUUCGGGAUACGACGUGAACGAAGGAAAGGAAAAGAAGCACGAGCAUUACAACGAAGGAGGCAAAAAAGGUGAAACGCGCAAAGGCAACCGUUACCUCUACAGCUCGUGA
Nicrophorus vespilloides is the source of this 696-nucleotide messenger RNA. RefSeq lists its product as uncharacterized. NCBI's taxonomy places the organism in Eukaryota, Metazoa, Arthropoda, Insecta, Coleoptera, Silphidae. The transcript has a single exon. The coding region runs from base 1 to 696 and encodes 231 amino acids. The record is from RefSeq and is a predicted model, not a curated record.